ACCGAAACUGUUGUAUAAUGUUGAGAAGGUCUGCUCGGCCGUUUGUGGCUCGUAUCAACCCGUGUCUAUUCUGUAGUUCCUGCAAUCUGCAUACAGCCCGUUAGGAUGAUGCAAUGGGUGGUGUAGUCUAUAGGACCUUGCUAGACGUGGCGCGAGUCUCAUGAAUCCCUCCGAGCUCCCCAUCCCCCUCCCGAACCGAGGCAUUUCAAGGGCGCGUUCGGGGCGCUAAGACCGUUCCAUGGAGGGACUCCGACGAACAUCAAUGCAAGGCCCCGCGCGGGUGGGUUGCCGGCCACGCCGUUCGCCAAUGCCGCCGCUGGGCUCGGUGCACUCGGCCCUGUCGUCCCAAGUGCUGUCCCCUCUCCAUCCUCACUGAGGGUGGUCCCUGAUAUCCCCGCCAGACUUGGGGGACAGGCCCGAAACCCUCUCAACGGUAGGCCGAGGUUCAUUACACCGCUCGGCGCUCGUACGGUUUCUGGACCACUCUGUGGCUUUCUAAGCAGCGGCGAGCUCAGAAGGGAAGGGGGGUUAGUUAAUUCGACAUUGUCUCCAUCACUCGGUAGUCGACCGACGCGGAGUUGUAGAGAAAUAAACGGGAUUCGCCGUGAGCUGCAUCAUAUCCCCGCUGCGUUGCCUCCCACACUCUCCGUUUGAGUUGCGGGCUAGAGCAAGGAUCUUGUCUUCUUGGCAGACGUCGAGCCUCGAGUCGGCAUAUAAGUCCGACUUGCUGCCCUCCCAUCCCGCCCCGCGUUGCUGUCUAUCCGACUGACAUCAAAGAGACACACACGCAUACGCAUACGCAUCCAACCACGCACACGAUGGCUGUCGACAAGAUCGCCCCCAACGACCCGCGCGUCGAGCGCAAGCAGGCCGAGGUCAGGGGCAAGACCUACUCCUACCUCUACAGCAAGCCCGAGGGCACGCCCAAGGGCACCGUCGUGCUCAUCCACGGAUGGCCCGACAUCUCGCUCGGCUGGCGGUACCAGAUCCCCUUGUUCCUCUCGCUGGGCUACCAGGUGGUCGCGCCCGACUGCCUCGGCUACGGCCAGACGUCGUCGCCCGAGAAGCUCGAGGAGUGGUCCCUCAAGAGCAUGUCGGACGACGUCAAGGCGCUGUGCGACCAGAUCGUGCCCGGCGAGCAGAUCAUCCUGGGCGGCCACGACUGGGGCGGUGCGCUCGUCUGGCGCGUGGCCAUGUGGCACCCGGACCUCAUCAAGGGCGUCUUCAGCGUGUGCACGCCGUACAACGCCCCGACGACGGCGUGGUUCGACCUCGCCGACAUCAUCGCCGCCGGCCACCUUACCAACUUCAAGUACCAGCUGCAGCUGCGCGGGCCUGAGGUUGAGGAGAAGCUGACGAAGCCCGAGGACAUCCGCCAGUUCCUGCAGGGCAUCUACGGCGGCCGGGGCGCCAACGGCGAGCUCGCCUUCAACACGGACCGCGGCGUCCUCUUUGAGAACAUUGGCAAGAUCGGCCCGACGCCGCUGCUGUCGGAGGAGGAGGUUGCGUACUACACCGACAACUUCGCCAAGAGCGGCAUGCGCGGGCCGCUGAACUGGUACCGCACGCGCCGCAUCAACUACGACGAGGAGCUGCCGCUCGCGGAGAAGACGGCGGCCGAGGGCGGCGACUACAAGGUGACGCCGCCGAGUCUGUUCAUCCUCGCCAGCAAGGACACGGCGCUGCCGCCGGCCAUGGCGGCGGGCAUGGACAAGCACUUUGCGGACCUGACGCGGGGCGAGGUGAAGGCGACGCACUGGGCGCUGUGGGAGGCGCCUGAGGAGGUCAACGGGCAGAUCAAGCAGUGGAUCGAGAGCAAGGUCGACAAGAAGCCGACGGCGUCGUUGUGAGUUUUUGCUUGGAAUCACCCUUACCCCUCGAAACCGUGCGACUUGGAGGAGGCAUGAGGUUGGAUUUGACAUUGACGGUUUCUUAUUUUAUUUUCAUGACAGGCAGGGAUGAACGGAACAGAUCGAACGGGUCGGGUCGGGUCGAUUAGUGAACAACGAUAAUGAACCACGUUGCCAGUCACGGCUUGCUCUAUUGCUCUUGGGUGUCUUGAAGCCCUCUCUAUCCGUGACUACCUAUGAGGAGCAAGGGAUGACUGCAUGCAUGGCGUGCGGCAUCCUUCUCCGGCCGACCCCACCGACACGAGGUCCGGGCCAUGUCCGUCGCGGUCGGGCAUGCCUCUUGUUCCCUGCGCAUCGUAACAAUACCUGAUAAAUUCAGUGUUUCUUGCUCGCCACCCACAGCGGGAGUUGCCGAAUAGACGGGCCGCUUAACGACUGGUCUGUGUGUCUUGAUAGGGGUCGCAGCAGCGACACCGACAUGCCGAGGCCAACUAUCCUUGACUUCCUAUCAUCGGCGCAGCGUUUGAUCGCGCGUGUAUUCUCCUGUUUUUUGUUUGCUGGCCGC
Messenger RNA from Colletotrichum destructivum, 2415 nucleotides. RefSeq names its product Putative alpha/beta hydrolase-1, epoxide hydrolase. Gene Ontology annotation, molecular function: hydrolase activity. The transcript has a single exon. The coding region runs from base 819 to 1850 and encodes 343 amino acids. Lineage: Eukaryota; Fungi; Ascomycota; Sordariomycetes; Glomerellales; Glomerellaceae. The record is from RefSeq and is a predicted model, not a curated record.